This is a messenger RNA of Cooperia oncophora, 534 nucleotides long. The record is from the annotation of a GenBank genome assembly. NCBI's taxonomy places the organism in Eukaryota, Metazoa, Nematoda, Chromadorea, Rhabditida, Trichostrongylidae.
AUGCUUAGUGUUUCCGUUUUCAGAAUGUCAUCGUCGAGUUCAUCCUCAUCAUCGGCUAAGACGAAACGAUCUGCUCGACGUUGCCUUUUCGGUCGUGCCGAUCCGGCCCUCACUCAGCAAUGGCUCAACGAGCGGCUGGAAGAGAUUCGAGCCAGAGAGAAAGCCAAAUGGGGCUUUAACUUUUCCUGUGAAAUGCCUAUUCCUGGAACUUCUGAGUACGAGUUCACCCCAGUCGGGGAAGACAGUGUUCCUGAAUUCUACAGGACAAAGCACAUCUCGUCCAUUUCGUCUGCAUUGAGCUCGCCGACAAAGGAAAAUCAAGCCGAACUGUGCACAUCCGAUGAUUCGGACUCGUCGAUGAUGGACAUCACCAUGAGUCCAAUUACGCCUGCCAAGCGUGAACAUGCGACUCCAAAGAAACGUCAUGGCAAAGUUACCGACUACAUGGUCGUCCGUAAGAAACGCCUUCAGCACUCGCCAAAACGAUUGGACAUUGUACUGCCCGAAAGUGGUCGUCUAACGACUCGUGUCUGA